Exaiptasia diaphana is the source of this 2034-nucleotide messenger RNA. RefSeq lists its product as uncharacterized. NCBI's taxonomy places the organism in Eukaryota, Metazoa, Cnidaria, Anthozoa, Actiniaria, Aiptasiidae. The transcript has 14 exons. The coding region runs from base 1 to 2034 and encodes 677 amino acids. The record is from RefSeq and is a predicted model, not a curated record.
AUGUUAAAGCUUGCUGAUAUUGCCUCAACAGUGCACCAUCAGCAGCAGGUGCCGACGGAAAUUGUUAAGAAUUUAAAACAGACUUUUAAGCAUCCCGAGCCGUUUGUUCACGUUGAAAACAAGGUCAAAAUUCGCACAGGUCAAUACUACAAGCCAGAGAGACCUAAAAACGCUUGGAGAACUAAAUAUCAUAGACAUGUUCGUCAACGCUCUUGUGGUUUCUACACUCCGGCACAUAUACCGUAUCAAAAUGUUGGUGAAGUUGUGCUGGAUUUAAAAGAGCUUGUCGAUGGGUCUUUGGGAAGUUUGAAACCGAAACGCAACGUCUGGGGAAAGUUGCGCACGACGAAACCAAAAGAUGCAGUCAAGCUAUCAACAAAAAGGAGAGAUACCAUAAGACCAGAUAGCAAAGCUACCCAGGUCAAGAAAACUAAAAAGGAUGGAAAGACAAARGAAUCGCCUGAAUUGAUCAAUGGAGGAAUGGGAGAAAUCCGACAAAAACUUCAAAACCACAAGAGAAGAGUUGCCGCUGUACGGGCAGGAAAGCCGUAUUUUGAAUGCGCACGCGAAGAGGCUGCGCAUAAGACAAUGGAAAUGAUGUUCCAGAAAAGCAAGCCUCAGCGAAGUCUUUCACCGUCACAGCUCAAGCGCUUUGUUUCRAAGUUAAGAGAACGAUCUGAUACCAAGGGACCAGCUAACGCACCACUGCUGUCUGAUCAAAACUCACACGAAGAAAUCAUGAACCUCAGAGCCUCACAAGAAAGAAGUAAGAGAGAUUUUACACAAAAGUUAACUAAUUUAUAUCAGCUUCUGUGCUCAGUAUACAAUCUUCGAACUAAAGACCUUAGAACUAAGACCCCUCUCUCCAAGGACUUCCUUAAAAUGCUCCGAACUGCAAUCAACCUGGAUCAUCGAGGACGUCUCAUUCGUACUGUCCGACAGUCUUAUCCCCAUUCCCACUCCAGAUCAGGACAUCAUCGAUCUUCUACUGACGUUACAGGGCGCAUUCAAGAAACUGACAACUUCCCCAUGGGGUCCCCCCAUAUGUUUUMUCGUCCAAGCUAUAUGUACGAUUCAACCACAUCUAUUUUCAAAGCUGGAGAAAAUGCUACUGGAGGUCCUGGUUUUCAACGGAGAUUUGGAAGCCGCUCUCAAGGCCCGCCUAAAAUGGUCGAAAUGACAUGGGAAGAGCUGCUUGAAGGUAAAUCACCAAACCCAGCUCCACACGAAGCAACUGCAACAAGAAACGCACCAGGACGGUCAAGCUUCCUUCAUAAUGUACGGCACGCCUUUAGAGCAAGGAGAACCGGAAUACUACACUACCUUCCACAAACAGCCUCGCCAACCGCACAACAGCCUCACGAGACUGCCAUACCUUGGCAGCAAGUAGCAGCUAGUGAGAAAAAUGCGGCAAAAUCUGAUACGAGGCCACAGCACGGAAAUCUAGAGAAAAAGCCAACCAGAAAACUAAGAAAAGCGGAUGUGAACACAGUCUCAGACAUCAUCGGUGAGGACUUCGCACAAGUUCGUUUGCGGAAAGCGCAAAUUGUGAAAGACAAGCUGGAGCGUUCUAGAGUUCGAGAGAGAAAAGUCUUCCAGCAAAAAAUGAAAGCAAUUUAUGGUGCAUUUAUCUUUGAGCAAGACAUCAAAGCUGUCCGCCAGGUAGCUAUUGACGUAGACAGAAGCUUUGAAGAYGAUAACAUCAAGCCAGCAAAAUGGUACAAAAAGCUAUCUGAUGAAGCUGAGUCAUUAACUUUAAACAAGGAUAAGGACAUCAACCAUUUGAUAGAAAUGUGUUAUCCAUUUGCUCUAGAAGAUAUUCAUUCUGUGUCAUUUCUAAAGGCUAAAUUGUGUCUUCUCAUUCAAUCCAUGCCUUUGUAUGAGCUUUGUAGUAUUCCUAUGCAAGACAGYUUACAUUUUAUAAUGACCAAUAUCUUGGAAGGUCCAUCAAAUUUGCUGAAUGACUGGAUGGGACAUCGCAAACUCCAGCCUCUUCCUGCAACAGAACAAAAACCACUUAAACAAAUAAAAUAG